Molecule: messenger RNA, 2278 nt
Organism: Camelina sativa (false flax)
Lineage: Eukaryota; Viridiplantae; Streptophyta; Magnoliopsida; Brassicales; Brassicaceae
Product: serine/threonine-protein kinase AGC1-7-like
Biological process (GO): protein phosphorylation
Molecular function (GO): protein kinase activity; ATP binding
Source: RefSeq, a predicted model, not a curated record
AAUUCUCCACUUUGUUUGGAACUCAGAAAUUGAUAUUUACUUUUUCUCCGUCCGUUUCUUUUCCUCUCUUUUCUUAAUUAAUCACUUUGUCUUUUUCCACCCUCUUUUCUUUAUUCCUAGAAAACUCUUCUUCUGUUCAUCCAACAAAAUUUAACAAAAAAGAAAAAAGAAAAAAGAAAAAAAGAAACACACACAAUUAUAAAUCUAAAAACUAAUCAGAUAUAUAGGGUUAUUUAUUUCUCUUUUCCUUGUGAAAUUUGCUCCAAGUCAUCCUAUGGCUUCCGAAAAUUUCAGACACGGAAGACCAACCCUUUUGCUAGAUUCUAUGCACAAGACAUGAUGAGGAAGGGAUUUAACAUUCGUGACACCAAGUUUCUUUGAUCUCUAGGUGUGACUCGCCUUGCUUUCUCGCUGGCGAUGUUAACCAAGCCUGGAAAGAAGCUUCUUGACUCCUUAGAGUCAAAUCAUCAUGUCUCGUCCUUGGGUCCAAAAGAAUCAGCUAAUCAUACAACAAAUUCGAAUUAUCCACCGUUAGAUAUCGUUCAUCAAACUCCACAACCACGCAAAGAGAUGCAGAAGCCAUCGUUUGAUCACACGAAGAUGGAGAGUCUUAUAAAACCAGAGCCGGUUGGGUUCAGCAAUCACCACCGUCCAAUCCCUAGUCCCAAAAUCCCAUCCUCACCUGGUUCCAACAUGACCGAGUCACAAUCAAACUUAAACACUAAACAAAACAACAGUAACAACAAUAGCAAUAUGAGUUCAAGAAGCAACAGCAUUGAGAGCACUUCUUCUAAUCCUUCUAAGCCACACACAGGUGGUGACAUAAGGUGGGAUACUGUGAAUAUGUUGACCUCCAAAGGAGUCCAGCUAGGUAUCAGCGAUUUCCGGCUUCUAAAACGGCUAGGUUAUGGAGACAUCGGUAGUGUAUACCUAGUCGAGCUAAGAGGAACCAACACCUAUUUCGCCAUGAAAGUGAUGGACAAGGCUUCCUUGGCUAGCAGGAACAAGCUGUUGCGAGCUCAAACAGAGAGAGAGAUCUUGUCUCAGCUUGAUCACCCGUUCUUGCCAACUUUAUACUCACACUUCGAGACUGAUAAAUUCUACUGCUUAGUCAUGGAGUUUUGUAGCGGAGGUAAUCUCUAUUCCUUGAGACAGAAGCAACCAAACAAAUGUUUCACAGAAGACGCCGCGAGAUUCUUUGCAUCUGAAGUGCUUUUGGCAUUGGAGUACUUGCACAUGCUCGGUAUCGUGUACCGUGACUUGAAGCCAGAGAAUGUUCUAGUCCGAGACGACGGCCACAUUAUGCUCUCCGAUUUCGAUUUAUCCCUCCGAUGCUCCGUCAGUCCAACGCUCGUCAAGUCCUCCUCUGUUCACGCCGCCGGCGGAGGAAGCGGAAGCGGUCGACCCGUCGGUCUCAUAGACGAGGACGCGGCGGUGCAAGGAUGUAUCCAACCGUCCACAUUCUUCCCGCGGAUUCUACAGUCAUCGAAGAAGAACCGAAAGGCCAAAUCGGAUUUUGGACUCUUCGUUAACGGAUCACUGCCGGAACUCAUGGCGGAGCCAACGAACGUUAAAUCAAUGUCAUUCGUGGGAACACACGAGUACUUAGCACCGGAGAUCAUCCGUGGAGAAGGACACGGAAGCGCCGUAGAUUGGUGGACCUUAGGAAUAUUUAUCUACGAGCUUCUUUACGGAGCGACGCCGUUUAAAGGACAAGGGAACCGUGCGACGCUUCACAACGUGAUCGGACAAGCUCUUAGAUUCCCUGAGGUUCCUCAUGUGAGCUCGGCUUCGAGAGAUCUGAUCAAAGGGUUAUUAGUUAAAGAGCCGCAAAAACGGAUCGCUUACAAACGAGGCGCGACGGAGAUCAAGCAGCAUUCGUUUUUUGAAGGUGUGAACUGGGCGCUGAUUCGUGGUGCAACGCCGCCGCAUGUACCGGAACCUGUUGAUUUUACGUGUUACGCAAGCAAGGAUAAAGAGUCUAUGGCAGCUAUCGACGGAGGCGGCGGCGGAAAGAAGAAUAAUAAAGGUGGUGGUGGUGGUUGCAGUAAGUCUAACGGCGGUGGUGAUGAUCCUGAUUACAUUGACUUUGAAUAUUUUUAGCAAUUGAGAUAAUAGAUGGUGAUGACUUCAUCAAACAAUUUUAUACCCUUUUGUUGGCUUUUUUUGUUGUAUUUUAUGAUAAUUGAUUUACCCAACAUUUUUUUUAAUAUGAAUUGUAUAAUUUGAGGGAAUGUCUUUAAUUACAUUCUGCUAUUUUGUAAUUGACUUUUGUAUA